CCCGACGUACUCGUCCGCCUCGUCGAAGGCCACGAAACGAAAACGGAACGGAACGCAAACCCAGCUUGAAGCGUGCUCCCACACCUCAUGGGACAACCAGGCCAGCGAGUGGUGGUGGUAGUUGAAGGCAGGCGGUUGUGACGUAGUUACAGUGACUCCAAUCGAGAGCAUCGUAGUGCUAGUGCCGAAAAUGGAAGUGUAGAUGAAGUGACGAAGCUCGUUAGGUAGAAGGUAUAGCCCCUUUUAGACGAGAAAGUGAAAGGAGGAAGAGCUGGUGCUGCUGCUGGUGCCCUCAGCUCGGAACGUGAUCGUGCUGCUGAGUCCGUAGUGGUAGAUUAGAUGAAAAAGAAACAACAUCCAGAAACACAUCCGUAAAACAGAAGACAACGUAAUCGUCCUGCCGUACCGUCCUUGCAGGUCUGUGUUCCGUUCGUCCCGGAUUCCAUUAAACCUAAACCCUAACCUCGCAUUAUUAUUAUCGGUACGAUCGGUAUUGUCACGGGGUCGUGCUCACACGUCGUCGUUGUCAUUGGCACACCUUGGUGUUGGCUGCGAUACCGAUAACGGUACCUUAGGCGAGGUACCGUGCUCGAGGUGUUAGGUCGUGCCUGUUUAGUCACGCGUGUGUGCUAUCCGUGUGUGUGUGUGUCUGUUAACAAGCGAUAAUGCAGCCUUGAAGUCGAACCGAAAAUCCAAUACGAACCCCCGGUACAAGCAGAACAGCAGCUAGACCAAUAAUGACAUCCAGGAGAAGCGCGCCAACAGCAGUAGCAUCGUUGUCGUCGUCUUCGUGGUCGUCUUGUACCCGCUAACCAAACCGUCAACAUCAUCAAGAGGCCACCGAUAAGCACGGCUUCUCAUAGACGCUCUCACUGAUUCACGGCAAUCGACAGGAAUCGUCAAGUCAGCAUCUGGUCUACAAGGUGGUGCUACUACACCGGAGCUCCAUAUCAAAAACUCAUAAAUCAAUCCUGAUCGAACGAGCCGCUAUACCUGUCUGCCACCGUCGGCCGGUUACACUACGGUUCACCUUUCGCCGUACGUUUGCCAGCAAAGAAACUUUGUCCUCAGCGAGCGACUGACGCAAAUGGUGCUUCCUUCGCACACCUUCCCAUCGCACACCUUCGCAGACUUUGUGAGCAAACACCUCACGGUCAAUCACGGUCCCCAGUGGCCGCGCCUGUCGUUGCUAGGAGCCACGGACCGGUCGGGUGAAAAGUAGUUAACAAUCAUCGGCGAACGGAACCAUUUUCCUCAGAAGUGUCGGCUGCAAACCUUGGCCCCCGGGGGAAGCUAGGCAAGCAAACAAAAUAGCCUCCAGCAGCAAACUUUCGCGUGCAAAACGCCUGCAAGUGAACUGUCCGGAGUGAAAUUCCCGGCGACCAGCGCGGAAGUUAAUUAAAGUUCACCAUUUGGCGGCAUUCGACGGCCGAGACUCGGAAUUUUGUUGAAUUUUUGAAUAGCCACUCUGCGAUUGGCACGGUCUGACCGGCCCAAGUGUAUAUCGCCCAGCCAGCCAGUGUGUGUGUGUGUGAGUUCUGGGCGUGGCAGCCUGAAAGGCCCCUCGGGAAGCAGCAGCUCCGGCUCCGGCAGCGGUUGCGGUUUUUCGGGGCCGGUUAGGUCGAUGAAAAGAUGGCCACCCCACCGGACAGCCCCAUCGAGGAGGUGGUGUACGAGCUAGAGCCGACCCGGGCACCGAAACCGAUUCCGGUUGCGCUCGAGGAUCUCUGCCGGUUGACCAAGUUCACCCGCCAGGAGAUACGGGUCAUGUACCGGGGCUUCAAAACGGAAUGUCCGGAUGGUGUCGUGCACGAGGAGAGCUUCAAGGAUAUUUACGCCAAAUUCUUCCCACACGAUUCCAGCCUUUACGCGCACUAUGUGUUCAAAGCGUUCGAUGUCAACUGCAACGGAUCCAUUACCUUCCGGGAUCUACUGGUUACACUCUCAACUUUACUGCGAGGAUCCGUGUACGAACGGCUUAGGUGGACCUUCCGGUUGUACGACAUCAACGGUGACGGGUGCAUUAGCCGCGGAGAACUAGGGGAAAUCAUAACGGCCGUGCACGAGCUAAUGGGUCGCCGGCCCCAUCAACCGGACGAUGACAGGAAAGCCCGGGAACAGGUUGAUCGAGUGUUUGCAAAGCUGGACCUAAACCAGGACGGUAUCAUCACGAUCGAGGAGUUUCUAGAGGCGUGCCUGAAGGAUGACGUCAUCACCAAGUCGCUGCAAAUGUUUGACUGCCUUUGAUGACCGUCGGCCGACAGUGUGUACGCGGGCUCGCGCAAACCCGACCUGGAGCGCUUCGCGUUGAUCCAUCUCUAAGGACCUUGUCUGUGUAUGUGUGUGUGUGUGGGGGGGCCAUUUUGAGACCGAUCGGCUCUGUGGUAGCCACAGACAAGUACACACUCGCCAACGUAAUCCAAUUCUUCCAGGUUAGCAUUCGGUUCUCAUGUCCUUUGCGUUCGGUCCUGUGUGUUGUGUCCGUUAAGAAGUUGCAGUAGUAGUAGUAGGAGUAGUAGUAGUAGUACAGGGCAGAUAGCAGACUGCUGCUUCUGCAUCCCCAUUUCCAUAUCACAUUCCAGCACAUCUACACGAAAGCAAUACAUUACGUUAGGGAACGUCGAGUUAAGGCAGUAUUCGAGGAUGAAUUUUAAAUAGUUUGUAUAGUUUGUAUCAUCACAAAUCCACGCCUGGAACGGUAGAUUACAAUAGCGUGCAAGGCAAUACGUGAUCGAUCGUGAUGCGAGCGAUUUACGCCCAAAAACCGGCGAAAUCACCGUACGGGUCAGGAGCGGAACGUGAAGGAGGGAAUAGGAUCUCUUUAACAAUCAAAACCAUCUGCGCGUUAUCGUAGGAAUCGCCUCAGCAGCGUAGUACCACAACCACAUACCGCCAUUGCUUAGUCAUAGACAGUGCCCCCUUGUCCCAUUCCUACAGAGAUGUCCCCGAAAAGGCUUAGUUGACAAUAGACAAUCGUUCACUCGGGCUCGGGCUUGUGUUGAGUGCUUAGUACAGGACGCGUCGAUCGAUGAGAACUCAAUCUGCUUCGUACAGGGAUUUUAUUGGAGCCAAGCAGCGGCGGCGACGGUGGCGGCAGCGACUGUUAGAUGUAAUGCCGCGUGGCAAUGCCGUUUUCAAACGUUCUCUUUCGAAUCACUGUGAAUUGAAACACACAUAUGCUACCCAUCUGAAGACCCCGUUCCGAGUAAUCAA
This is a messenger RNA of Anopheles darlingi, 3213 nucleotides long. Its product is annotated as Kv channel-interacting protein 1. Lineage: Eukaryota; Metazoa; Arthropoda; Insecta; Diptera; Culicidae. The record is from RefSeq and is a predicted model, not a curated record. The transcript has 7 exons. Gene Ontology annotation, molecular function: calcium ion binding. Bases 1633 to 2247 code for a protein of 204 amino acids.